AUGGACGACCUAUUCUCCUUCCUAGGCCCGCCUCUUGAAUCAAACGGCCACGAUCUACUUCAAGGAUUUCUUGACCAAUCCACCACCCCUUCAGCUGGCCCUGAGGUAUACCCGCCAACACCUCGAGACUCUGCACAACAAAGCCCCGGAGAAGAUAAGAGUGUCUCAAGCCUCGAGUCUUCAUAUCCUAAAGAUACACUAUCCGCAUUGUCGAGACUGAAUCACUUCCUCACCGAGUGCCAUUUGCUUCUACAAAACCAAUCUUGCCCUCCUCCAUGGCGAAUAUCGAUGCCAUACCUCAAUCUACCGAAUGACUCGAAACUCGAUGAAAACCCGGUCGGGCUACUAUUGCGAAGCACCGCGGAAUUUAUCGAUAUUGUCAGAACCUGGACCAAGUCUACGUCCAAGCAACCAACAGAAUCCGAGAAGACAAAAGACAGGGUGAGCUCAACCAAUUUCUGGCACAUGCACCCCGCAAAAUACACGCUUAACAAACCGACGAUAUUAAUGAUUAUAACGACAUAUUUGUUGUUUAUACGCAUGUUUGACGUUAUAUUCUCCCGUCUAACCUUUGCUCUUCAAGAAUUCCCCCACGAAGCUGCCAACGUUAGAUGUGAGCCCGGCCUUCAACUUGGAGGGUUCUCUCUGCCACAGGGGUUCUUGUAUAUGAAGAUCAUUAUACAAGCAUUUGAGCAUCAAUUCGAACUUAUGGAUAACGCGUUGGGCUUGCCCGCAGAAUACAGAAUUUCAGCCUGUGGUAAUCUCUCGGAAAGGCAGCACGACCCGCCUGGUGUGUUUGAAAACCCGAGAUACCGGUCUUUACUGAAGUCUGUCGUGAUAGAAGGACUGGAAGAUGAUGAUCAGGAGGAUGACACUGCAGAGCCGGAUAACCAUAACGCGGCCCUCCGGUUACGCGAGCAAUUGGCCAAAAUCAAGGAGCUUUUGCAGAACUUGUGA
Talaromyces marneffei is the source of this 957-nucleotide messenger RNA. RefSeq lists its product as uncharacterized. The coding region runs from base 1 to 957 and encodes 318 amino acids. NCBI's taxonomy places the organism in Eukaryota, Fungi, Ascomycota, Eurotiomycetes, Eurotiales, Trichocomaceae. The record is from RefSeq and is a predicted model, not a curated record. The transcript has a single exon.